Molecule: messenger RNA, 535 nt
Organism: Echinops telfairi (small Madagascar hedgehog)
Lineage: Eukaryota; Metazoa; Chordata; Mammalia; Afrosoricida; Tenrecidae
Product: prothymosin alpha-like
Exons: 1
Coding region: 1-324 (107 amino acids)
Biological process (GO): negative regulation of apoptotic process; positive regulation of transcription by RNA polymerase II
Cellular component (GO): nucleus
Molecular function (GO): histone binding
Source: RefSeq, a predicted model, not a curated record
AUGUCAGACGCGGCCGUGGAGCCCAGCGCCGAGGUCACCACCAAGGACUUCCAGGAGAAGGAGGCAGUGGAGCAGGUGGAGAAUGGGAGAGAGGCCGCCACCAACGGGAACGUUAAUGAGGAAAAUGGUGAACAGGAGGCUGACAAAGAGGUAGACGCAGAAGAGGAAGAACAUGGGGAGGAGGAGGAUGAAAACGAGGAAGGUGAUGGUGAAGAAGAAGAAGAGGAUGAGGAGGCUGAGGCAGCUACAGGCAAACGGGCAGCUGAAGAUGAUGUGGAUGACGAUGUGGACACCAAGAAGCUGAAGACCGACGAGGGUGACUAGACAGCAAAAGGAAAAGUUCAACUUAAAACAACAAAACAAACACACAACGGCCACCGUGACCUAUUCACCUUCACUUCCCAUCUCAGAAUCUAAACGUGGUCACCUUCGAGUAGGAGGCCCGCCCGCCCACCUGGGGCUGCGCCACUGCGGACACGCGCUCACCACCACCCCACCAAAACCACACCGUGAAUUUGCAACAGGGGAGGCAAAA